CUUUCUCUUUUGUUUCUUGAAACUCGGGAGCAGUGGCGGUUCUCUUUGGAUGCCCACAAUGGCACUGACAACCAACCAACCACUGCGUUUCCGAUACGCAUAAAUUUUUCAAAUUUUUUCGAAUUUUUUAUUGUAAAAUGUGCUACCGGGAACACCUACACUACUACUGACCGACAACAACUACAAAAUCCAGCGUCUGCGUCCGCCAUGUCUCGGGCAAAGAUCUUUCCAAAUCUCUCUGCUUCCUUUCCUUUCUCAUUUUUAAUGAAACUCGCGGGCAAAGCAUUUUGAAAUUCUAAAAAAGAGUUUAGAAACACUUUCUGAUCCUUUUAUAUCCAUAACCCUAUAAAAUAAGCGAAGGAACUGUAUAUUGGAUUGUUGGGCCUAAUUUAUACAGAUCCAUGAUUAUUGAUUCAAUUCACACACGCACGGACGCACGUCGCGCACCUAUAAAUCAAUAAUCUCAGCAACACUUGGCAAUCCAAUCUGUGUAAAAUCUGAUCCGAGGUUUUCUGCGGGGAAAAAGGUUGGUUUUAUUUGCAUUCCAUUUGUUUCAUUGCAGUUUUUGGGCUAAAAAGAAUGAACCUAGCAGAGGAUAGACUAAGCAGCUUGCCAGAUGAUCUUAUCCAUAAAAUCCUCUCUUUUCUUGAGCUUGAACACUCUAUUAGAGUGAGUGUUUUGUCAUCUAGAUGGAAGUCUAUCUGGAAAUCAAUGCCCUAUCUCAAUUUAAUAAAUUUCGUCAAGAUUAAUAGUCCGCCUGACUUCUCCAAAUUUGUUAAUAAUGUUCUGUCUCAUCGCAAUUAUCAAAUUCACUUGUCUUCAGUCUUUUUGUAUUCCGAUGGAAGAGUUAGCCAUGAAUUUAUGAAAAGAUUUCUUGAAUAUGUGUUAACUCACAAUGUCCAACAAUUGACUGUUUCAUGGUCGCCUGAGAAUGAGGUUGCAUUCCCUCUUUCUCUCUAUACUUCUCGUUCUCUCCAGCAUCUUGAUUUGCAUAAUUUUGGGUAUAAUGGGUCUUAUUCGGGUACACCAGCUUGGGACCUUCCAGCUUUAGCAACAUUGCAUCUUUAUAAUAUCAGAGUCUCUGAUAACUGCACUGAUCUUUUCUCCAAGUGCCCCAACUUGAAGAAUCUCAACUUAAGAAAUUGCAAAAUUGGUGAAACGAAGGUUUUCAAAAUAUUUCAUCCUCAACUAUCUAAUCUCACAUUGGAAUCGACAUUCUGGGGUGUGGAGGUUAUCGAUGUGAUUGCACCUCAACUGAAGAAUCUCACUAUUACACAUGGCGAAGGGAAGCAUCUGAUUUCUGCACCUAGCCUUACCUCCUUGGUCAUAAAAGGUCAUGAUCCUUUGCAGCUAAUUGCCACACAAGGACAAGGUUUCCCUUCUUUGGAGAAGGUGGAUCUCCAUUUAUCCUUCCUAAGCUCUGAACAUGCUCCUAAAAUGAUUUCUCUGCUUCAACAGCUACACACUGUCAAACUUCUUACACUUGACUUGAACAUUCUCAAGAUUCUUUCUUCAUCCAUGGGACUAAUGUCAAAUCAACCUUCUCCUUUUGCUAACUUUAAGAUUGUAAAGUUUUUAAAGAGUGACUUUGGAAGGGUAUACUUGGAGGUGGAAGCAAAUGAGAAAGCAACUACGUCUCUGGUAGUAGAUAGUUCUGAUCAAUGUUCCAUUUUCAGAAUGGUCUCUCGUGAGGAGAUUGAAGUUAUGUCUGAUAUGGUAUUAGCAACACUACUUAUUGCAAAAAUUCGGUAUCGGUUAAAGAAGCGCAAAGCACUUACUGACACCAAACAAGGACAUGAUAUGGAACAAAUGGAUGCACCAAGGAAGAGCUGCAAGAGGAAGAUGCAUGAACAUGGCAAAGUACAAGUUAAGAAGCAGAAGGUACAAUCAGCGUUUGAAAAGCAAUGGCACUUUGGGAAAAUGAUGACACAGAUCAAGAAAGGCAAAAGUGAAGGAUUACUGAGAAAGCUUCCUACAUCAGAUACUUGUGACUUGAUUUUAUUGUUGCAGCAGAUUGAUGGAUUGGUGACUGAAUUGUCUGCAUCAAAGAGGCCUGUGCUACAAGAAACAUUUUCUAUCUUGUGUGAAGAAGCUGCAGUUGUCACGAAUAAUAUGUUGGAUUGUAUGAAGAUCCCAUGUCAUAAGAAGCCAAAACCUUCAAAUGUCUAGUUUCAUCAACAUAUAUACUCCAGCUUUGCUUCAGUAUUCUUAGCUAAUUGUUCUCAUUUAGAGGAUAUUAGAACCAUAUUUAUGAUAAAUAAUGUAUGAACUUUUUAAAUUUUAGUGGAUCUGUCAGUGACCUCUUUGUGGGGUUUCUUGAUUUUGGAUUUCUAAGUAAAUCUUGGCGUUUUUGUCUCUAAUAUUUAUUGCUUAUCGGUGACUUCCUCUGAUUAGAAACUGUUCUUUCACAUUAUCAAAUCAUUUGUUGAUUUGGAUCGAUUGAGAUGUUGUUUCCUUGAUCCAUAAACCUCUACAAGGUUGCAACUGAAUCACAAUUCAAUUUAUCUCUGCCCACUUCAACCUAUCCCUUCAAAAAAAGUCAGCAAAGAACCUCUGAAAUUGACCCAACUUGAUUGAAAUCCCCACCCCAAAUCCGAUACCAAUUUGUUGCGCAGUAAAUAAGAAUAAAUGAGUUUGAGGAAGAAAUUAACAAGAAAGAUAACAAAAUUGAUUUUCUAUUAUUUCUUCUCGUGAGAGUGUACAAAGCAAAAAACAACAAGAAAAAGCUUGAAUGAAAAGCUUCUAUAGCUAGAAGUCAAAGUCAAAACACUUUCCAACUAUUUACACAAUAGGACCCUAGACUUAUAGUUUAAGACCACCUUUACCAACAUAACAAAAUCUCUUGAAUAAAUGUAAAGCAGAGGUGAAUAGAUAUGAUCAAGGAAUCUUGACAGCUUUGGUUUCAACGUCACAUGAAACAUCAGGUAGAGACAAGACACCAACAGUUUUAUUAUCAAAGCUACAAGAAAACUUUCAACUUUUUAAUUCAAUGGAUAGAAUUAAUAUUGCAAGUUUAUACCCAAUUUGAACGUUAUCGACUCAUACUGAGAUUAAAAAGUUUAACUGGGUGCCUAUGGAACAAAAAUGGGUCAGAACUACCAUCACUAAAGCAUCAAAUUCACAAAGGAAAACUCUUGAUUUGGCCAGUUCAAGUUUUUUCAGCAGCUACUAUUUAAAAAAAAAAAGGUGAUGUCUAUAUUUCCUCCUUAGAUAGAAGUCCUCAAAGAGAUCCAACUUGUGUGGUUGAAGCUCACAUGAACAUGGGUUGCUGCGUUUUUAUUUAUUUAUUUAUUUUUUUGUGAAAGAUAACAUCAAUCUUUAUUGGUUUUAUUUCAUAGAAGAUGGUUCCCCAAGUGAUGAUCGAGAGUUUUACAGUGAAAAAAAAAAAGCUUUAGUGUAAAUCAAGAUGCAACUAGUGUUGAAACCGGAAGUUUGGCUUCUAUUUUCCGGGGUGUGAAUAAGAUGAGCUGAGUUUAAGCAACAAGAAGAGAAGGUAUAUUUUACAAUAUUGCUAUUGCUUUCAAACGAUGUUCUUUAUGAGGUUGCCGAAAACUUUGUGAACUUGUUUGUAGUUGGUUCAGAUAGAAUAACUUAACCCCGGAAGAAGUUUAGUUUGCAAUCUUAGGAUACGUUUGGUUGGAUGUAAUGGAAUAGCAAAUGAAUGGAAUAGACCAAGUAAUGGAAUGGUUAAUUACCAUUCCAUUGUCAUGUUUGUUUA
Messenger RNA from Lactuca sativa (garden lettuce), 3718 nucleotides. RefSeq names its product F-box/LRR-repeat protein At3g26922. The record is from RefSeq and is a predicted model, not a curated record. Gene Ontology annotation, molecular function: protein binding. Lineage: Eukaryota; Viridiplantae; Streptophyta; Magnoliopsida; Asterales; Asteraceae.